This is a messenger RNA of Capsella rubella, 1113 nucleotides long. RefSeq lists its product as uncharacterized. The transcript is spliced from 4 exons. The record is from RefSeq and is a predicted model, not a curated record. The coding region runs from base 280 to 978 and encodes 232 amino acids. Lineage: Eukaryota; Viridiplantae; Streptophyta; Magnoliopsida; Brassicales; Brassicaceae.
GCACGUCUGUAUCGGGUCGCAACGUUCUUUGUCAAAUCCGUUCGGCGACAUAACAAUCCAAAAAAACAAAACAUUCUUUUAGCUUUCUGUUUUGUUUAUAUAUAUAUAUUACCUCUACACAAAGAUAAUCUCGGAUGCACAACAAAAGAAGAAGAAGAACAGAGAAGUCCUUUCACAAAUUUCAACUUGAAGAACCCUAAUUUGAGGACGAUUAAGUCAGAUAGGUGGUUUAUCCAAGGGAUAUAAAAAGCUGUAGGCUGAGAAGAAAAUUAGUGUAGGAUGGAUCGAGUGUUUUCAAGAGAGCAAGAUCUUGAAUUAGACAUUGAAGUUGGUCGAUCUGAUGUUACACGAGAAUCCACAUCAGCUACGGUUUCAGGCAAUGGGGACUGGAGUGAACGGGUGAAUUUCAGUGCAUCUGAAAGAAUUGCUGAUGAUCUGGUCUAUACAUUACUGGGUGACGAUAUCAGGGUAGGCACAAACAGUCAAAGUUUGGAUCUUUCAGAGAAAAAAUGCGAUAAUGAAAAGUUUAAGAAGUCUAGAAAAGCUUCAAAGCCUCCAAGACCGCCAAAAGGCCCUUCCUUGAGUGCAAAUGACCAUAAGUUCAUGAGGGAAAUAGCAGAGCUUGCUAUGAGAAAGCGGGAAAGGAUUGAACGGAUGAAAAAUUCCCUUAAAAGAAUGAAAGCAGCCAAGUCUUCGUCAUCAUCAUCUUCAUGCAUUAGCAUUUCCUCAAUGAUAGCAACGCUUCUGUUCUUCGUCUUUCUAGUUGUCCAAGGCUUCUUCACGGGAAAUUCGAGCUUGAGUUCAGACAAAUCACCUGCACCUAUUGUUUCACCUACCAACCAAUUGAUAUCAGUUCAGUUCUACAAUGAAUUUGCUCCCGUUGAGCAAACCGAUCCCAGCCCGACCACCUCAUUCAGGUACACGAGGAAGCGCAUAUCUGGUGCGGAAGAAGGAGACUCCAGAGACGUUACUAGAUGAGUUCUAUGUUUGGUCUUGAGUCAAACUGUUAACUCUUUUUCCUAAAGUUUUGUUCUUUCCCUUGUCUCUCCUUUGUAUAGGCUUAAAGUUUUGUAAAAACGACUUCUUUCAAACAAUGAUCCUGACCUUCACCAA